CAGUUGGGUGGGAUCUUAUGGAGAGGAGCUAUAAAUACUCAUUGACGCUCUCAGGACUCAGACCAGCAGCAGCUGUCUGCUUUCAGCUCAGCAUGUCUCUGUCGGUGAGUCCCAACACGGUGCGCGUGGUGUUCCUCGGGGCUGCAGGCGUCGGUAAGAGCGCGCUCAUCCGUCGUUUCCUCCACGACCGCUUCGAGCACAAAUACACGCGCACCGUGGAGGAGCUCCACGUGCUGGAGUACGACACCGCUGGAUGUGGGAAGAUGCGUCUGGAGAUCCUGGACACGAGCGGCAGCUACUCGUUCCCGGCCAUGCGGGAGCUCUGCAUCCGACACAGCGACGCCUUCGCCCUGGUGUACGCGGUGGACGACCCCGGCUCCUUCGAGGAGGUGCGGCGGCUCCGCGACGAGAUCCUGGAGCUGCGGGGCGGCAAGAGCGCGCCCAUCACGGUGGUGGGGAGUAAAGCAGAUCUGACGGAGGCCGAGGGUCGUGUGCUGCAGGCUGGGGAAGCCAUGAGCACGGUGGAGGGGGAGUGGUUGGCUGACUUCGUGGAAGCGUCGGCGCGCACAGGUGCGAACACAUUGCGGGUGUUCGGCUCGAUGCUGCAGCAGGUGAACUUGCCGCACCGGCUGAGUCCUGCGGUGCGGAGACGCAGAGACACGGAGCCCAGAGCAGGAGGGAAGAGGAGAGCUCCUCUGAGGAAGAACAACAGCUGCAUCCACUCAUAGAAACAGUUUGUUGAACAAAGACUGCAGCUGGUCUGCUCAUGUUCAGGUGGAAUAAAGUUCCCAGUGGACUCUAUGGAACAGCAAAGUUUCUAUAACUAUAAACCUUAUGUGUUUACUAUUCUUACUCUUUUUUUAAAAAAAAACUCAUUAAUAAAAUAUCUUUAUUGUUUGUUGUUUGCUGUUUCAUGUUUAAAUAAACCAAUAACUCAUC
Acanthochromis polyacanthus (spiny chromis) is the source of this 939-nucleotide messenger RNA. It is a transcript of the gene rasd3, whose product is annotated as RASD family member 3. The coding region runs from base 18 to 728 and encodes 236 amino acids. The transcript has a single exon. Gene Ontology annotation, molecular function: GTP binding; GTPase activity. Lineage: Eukaryota; Metazoa; Chordata; Actinopteri; Pomacentridae. The record is from RefSeq and is a predicted model, not a curated record.